UGACAUCGAGGACUUUUGGAACAUAGAAACAAUAGGAUUAAAAGAUACCACCAACGUAAGAUCUGAAGAUGAUCAAGCGAUGGAAGACUUCAAGGAAAACCUUGUGUUCAAGGAUAAUAGAUACCAUGUUACAUGGCCUUGGAAAAUCGACCGUCAAGAAGUUCCGGAAAAUCGUCCUCUUGCCUUUGGACGAUUAAAGUCAUUAGUAUCGAGGUUCAAAGAUAAACCAGAUGUGUUGCAGAAGUAUGAUUCUGUUAUACAAGAUCAACUUGAAAAGGGAAUCAUAGAAAAAGUUCCGACCUCUAAAAAGAAUGGCCUGACCCAUUAUUUACCUCAUCAUGCAGUGAUCAAACCUGGCAAGUCAACAACAAAGUUGAGAAUAGUGUAUGACGCAUCAGCAAAAACAAAGAUUGAGAAUAGCAGUUUGAACGACUGUCUCUACAGAGGACCCGUGCUGCUAAACGAUCUGUGUGGAAUUCUUUUAAGAUUUCGAGUACAUACGAUCGGUAUUGUGUCAGACAUAGAAAAAGCUUUCCUCCAAAUCAGCUUACAGAAAGAUCAAAGAGAUGUCACGCGAUUCUUAUGGCUAAAGGAUUUAGAAAACCCAGAAGUAACACAAAAUCAAAUACAAGUUUACCGCUUCUGUCGCGUGCCCUUUGGAGUUGUGUCAAGCCCAUUCUUAUUAGGAGCAACAAUUGAUUAUCACUUGGACAGUUACAACAAUGAUGUCGCUAAACAACUGAAACAGGAUAUUUAUAUGGACAAUGUUGUAACGGGAACAGACACCAUUGAAGCUGCGAAAGAUUUGUAUACUAUGUCCAAAGGAAUUUUCGAAGAUGCAAGCAUGAACCUUCGUGAGUGGGCAUCUAAUAAUAGAGAACUGGAAGAAACUUUUUCAGAUGAAGACAGAGCGAAAGAAAAUGUGAUGAAAGUGUUAGGUCUCGAAUGGAACAGAGAAACAGAUACAUUGGCGAUACAAAAAGUGCAUUUAUCAAGUGCUCAAAGUGUUACAAAACGUUUUAUUCUGAGCAAAAUUGCAUCUGUGUUUGACCCUCUAGGUAUAUUUGCACCUGUUACGCUUAGAGGAAAACUAAUCAUUCAAACUCUGUGGAAGAAAAAGAUUGGAUGGGACCAAAAUGUUGACGGUCAAGAUCUCAUUAUGUGGCACGAAAUACAAAGAGAUCUUAGCAAAAUCAGUGGACAUGAAAUACCACGAUGUAUUGUAAGUGGAGGUGAUAACAGGAAUAUUCUUUUGUGUUUCUGUGAUGCUUCUACCAAAGCAUAUGCCACAAUUGUGUAUAUGAUGCAAAAAGGUGACUUGGAGCAACACAUAGAACUGAUGUUUUCAAAGGCUCGACUUGCUCCAACUACUAACAUUAGUAUUCCACGACUUGAACUAAUGGCUGUACUGAUAGGAGUACGAUGUUUAACCUUUGUACAAGAUCAAAUGAAAAUGCAAAUUGAUGAAGUUCAUCUGUUCACAGAUUCUCAGUGUGCAUUAAAAUGGAUUAUGUCAACAAAACAGCUUCCAGUGUUUGUUAAAAAUAGGGUCAAAGAAAUAAAGGAACACAAGAAUAUCAUCUUCCAUUAUGUGAAGUCUAAUGACAAUCCUGCUGAUAUAGCCAGUCGAGGUUGUUCAACAGAAGAUCUUGUGAAAAGUUAUUCAUGGUGGCAUGGUCCCGAGUGGCUUUUGCAUGACAUUUCCAAAUGGCCAGUAUUAGACCAGUUGUCUAAUACUGAAGAUGAUGAGACUAACAAACCAAAGACCAUCGAAAACGAUGAGAAAGAAAACAACAUCAGUGAAAAUUUGAGUUUUUCAGCGUUUGGAGCAAUUAACGACUAUUUUCCAACAUCUGUCCCAUUUGGGAUAAAUCCAAUGAAAUAUUCUUCAGUGACGAAAUUGUUACGUGUCACAGCAUAUGUGAGAAGAUUCAUAGGUAAAAUGAAAAAAGAAAAAUACAGUUCACAAAGUCUCACUUCAAAAGAAAUUCAAGAAGCUGAAGAUAUGUGGAUUAAACACGUGCAACAUACGAAUUUUUCUGAAGUGUAUGAAGCCCUCAUCGGAAAGAAAAAAUGCAAUCUGCAAUUGCAACUUGGUGUGUUCAUCGAUAAGAAUGGUCUUUUAAGAUGUAAAGGCCGUUUAGAGAAUGCCAGUUUAACGGAGUCUGCAAGAAAUCCGUUACUACUACCACGCGAUGACUCUUUCACAGUGUUAAUCGUAGAAAGAGAACAUAAACGUUUGUUUCAUUCAGGUGUCUCUCAAACUCUAAGUCAACUUAGACAUCGUUAUUGGAUCCCUAGUGGAAGGGCUACAGUGCGGAAAGUUCUUCGUCAGUGUUUAGUGUGUCGUCGAGUUGAAGGAGGGGCGUACAAAAUGCCUCCUAUGGCUCCUUUACCUCGUUCAAGAGUUACCGAAUCCACACCAUUCAGUCAUAUUGGAUUGGACUAUCUUGGACCAUUAUAUAUAAAGGACAAUCAAACCACGGAAAAAGUAUGGGUGUGUCUAUACACGUGCAUGGUGACACGUGCAGUUCACCUUGAAAUGGUAAAAAAUAUGUCAACAGAGGCAUUCUUAAACAGUUUUCGGAGAUUCAUAGCUUGCAGAGGAAAACCACGCGAAGUCAUCAGUGAUAAUGCUUUACAUUUCAAAUUGGCUAAACAUACAAUUGAGUUUGUAUGGAGCUCAGUUUUGAAAAGUGAGGAUGUGCAGAACUAUUGUUCAAGUGAGGGUAUUAGUUGGAGGUUUAUUGUGGAAAUCGCACCCUGGAUGGGUGGUUUCUAUGAGAGACUAGUUGGAAUAACAAAACGAUCUCUACGCAAAUCUAUCAGAAGAAAGCUUCUAAGCAGCGAUCAACUUAUUACUGUAAUAAAAGAAGUUGAAGCAAUUGUAAACUGUCGUCCAUUAGUGUAUGUUGGCGAAGAUAUAAAUUCUAAUAUCACACUGACACCUUCUCACUUCACGUGUUUGAACCCAAAUAUUGGGAUUCCCGAGUGUGAAAUAUCUUCUGAGGACCCGGAUUUUAAAGUAAUAGAGAGCUCAGCUGAUAAGUUGUUAGCAAUAUGGAAAAGCGGACAAAAACUUUUGGAUACCUUCUGGAAAAUUUGGAAAGAAGAAUAUUUGUGUAGUCUAAGGGAAAGAACACAAACAAAUCUGAAGCAGGGAAAGCCCAAAGUAACGUUCAAUCCAAGAGUAGGUGAUGUAGUACUAAUCAAAGAUAACACAACUAGAGGUAGUUGGAGACUAGGAAAAGUCAUCAAACUAUCAGUAAGCUCUGAUGGAUUUGUUCGUUCGGCAGAAGUAAAAACUGCAUCAAAAAAGUUGCUUAAAAGACCUUUAAGUUUAUUAUACCCGAUUGAAACUUCAAAACUCCUUAUCCCAGACACUAAGUCUAUAAAACCAAUAGAAAAAGAAGAAACUAGUAUACGCACUGAGAGAAAAGCCGCAAAACACGCGAAACAACGUUUGAAAAACUGCUUCAAUGAUAAACUGUCAAUAGAUGUUUAA
Molecule: messenger RNA, 3505 nt
Organism: Mercenaria mercenaria
Lineage: Eukaryota; Metazoa; Mollusca; Bivalvia; Venerida; Veneridae
Exons: 1
Coding region: 80-3505 (1141 amino acids)
Biological process (GO): DNA integration
Molecular function (GO): nucleic acid binding
Source: RefSeq, a predicted model, not a curated record